AUGGCGUUUCAUGCUCACGACGCGUUUAGAGAAGUCACGGAUGGUUUUGAUGAAGAGGAGAGGGAAGUUGCUGAUGCUUGGAAGAUGUGGAUUCCUCCUGCUGUAGCGUGGAUCGAGAUUGCUGGGGAGAUGCUGCCUAAGUUUCUUUUUGAGGAGAAGGGUGUUGGACAUGUCGAGCAACCCGCAAUGAUGAAAUCGUUUCGUGCUGAGGAAUGGAGAGAGUGGAAGAGUAGGUUUGGAGAAACGGCGGAACAGGGUGAGAUUGAUGAACACUCUCGGUAUCUAGCACGCCAAACGGCAGAGAAGAUGCAAGGGCUGGAAGUGAAAGCGAGGGAUUGUGUAAAAGCGUGA
Aureobasidium subglaciale EXF-2481 is the source of this 351-nucleotide messenger RNA. RefSeq lists its product as uncharacterized. Bases 1 to 351 code for a protein of 116 amino acids. Lineage: Eukaryota; Fungi; Ascomycota; Dothideomycetes; Dothideales; Saccotheciaceae. The record is from RefSeq and is a predicted model, not a curated record. The transcript has a single exon.